Mya arenaria is the source of this 2642-nucleotide messenger RNA. RefSeq lists its product as uncharacterized. Bases 30 to 566 code for a protein of 178 amino acids. The record is from RefSeq and is a predicted model, not a curated record. The transcript has 2 exons. NCBI's taxonomy places the organism in Eukaryota, Metazoa, Mollusca, Bivalvia, Myida, Myidae.
GGGAAAAAUACAUCAUUUAUCCGAGUUUAAUGCCACGGCCCGUCUCAACUGACUAUACAAUAGACAUUUUCUUCAGAAGUGUGACCAUGUCAGCGGCAUCGUUCGGGCAUUUCGUUAGUAUGGUGCUAAAGUCGCGACUUUCUGUGGAAUUCAAGUUAUUGGAGUGUAAAAUAGGGCCUGAGGAGGACGUGACGCAGCUGCAGGUCGAGAUGGAGAACCAAGCCACUCUUCAGAGGAUGGAUCCACGGCCCGUCUCAACUGACUAUACAAUAUAUUUUGACUUAGAAUGCGUGGACAUGUCAGCGGCAGCGUUCAGACGUUUCGUUAGUUUGGUGAUACAGUCGGGACGUUCUGUGAAUUGUCGGUUAUUUCAUUGUACAAUAAAGCCUAAGAAGGACGUGAGAAACCUGAUAGUGGAGAUGGAGAACCAGGCUGCUCUCACCAUGACGCAUUUCGUGAAGCAUCCAUACAAAGAUUGGGACAUUACGUUCCUCAUAAACGUAAAAGAUAAGAUGACGCGUUUUCAGAGAGUACGAAGGUUUUUUGGAUUCAUGAAAACAAAGUGAAAUAAAGUUCUAAGGAACUUGUAUACCAACAUGUUCUUCAAACGUUCAGCAUUGACGGCCCACUGCUUUUAUCAGAGAAAAUGACCGACAAAUAUGUGGUUCUUAUAGCUUCGUAGAAGCGUAUUGUCCGAAAUAAAACCCGCUAUCAAAUAGAAGUUCUUAAACGGCGAUUCAUUUUGAUGAUUAAUGACCAAAUAUGUUAAUGAAACUGUUUACAUUUUUUUCAAUUCUUUCAGUGGCUUAAAAAUGAGUCUAAAGUGUGUUGUUGUUGUAUAUAGAGUUUGAUCUGUUUGUAUAUGCCUUGCAAAUAAUAGUGAUUUCAGAGUGGAUUAUUACUGUGAAUAGAGUUCUAUUUCUUAGCAUAAUCAUAAUGAUUCUAAUGUGUGUUGUUGUUGUAUAUAGUGUUUGAUCUGUUUGUAUAUGCCUUACAAGCUCUAUUAUGAUUUCAGAGUGCAUUGAUAUUGUAAAUAGAGUUUUAUUUAUUAACACGCAAAUGAAUGUUUUGUACGAUAGAAAAAGAUUUUAAAGGACUCGUUCAUAUUUUAUAGGGUAAGACAUCAGACAGCAAUAGUUCUUGUGAAAUGUGAACAAAAUGCUGGUAACAAAGAUUAAAUAAUCAGAAAAGAGCUCUCUUGCUAAUAAUUAUUUUCAGCUAGGAUUCAGAAAAGAGCUCUCUUGCUAAUAAUUAUUUUCAGCUAUGAUUCACAAAAGAGCUCUCUUGCUAAUAACUAUUUUCAGCUAGGAAUCACAAAAGAGCUCUCUUGCUAAUAACUAUUUUCAGCUGGGAUUCACAAAAGACCUCUCUUGCUAAUAAUUGUUUUCAGCUAGGAUUCACAAAAGAGCUCUCUUGCUAAUAUUUAUUUUCAUCUGGAUUCACAAAUUUCUGCUCAAAUGAGUAUCUUUUAGUUGUAGGUUGUUUGCUUUUGUUCAACAAGUUAAUAGCUGAAUUUCAAGUCAUUAGAAAAUUAGUGCCAUAUUAAAUAUGUGGGUGAAACCGUUUAAUGUACAUUAUGAAAUAAUUGUGUUAUUUUGAAUAUAUAUUGUACGAUAUAGUGUGUUUUUAUAGAUUUUUAUUUGUAUAAAUAUGUCAUGUGCAUUAUAGUGAUGUUUAUUAUAUGCCUAUCUAUUUCCUUUUUCAUAUCCAACAAUGAAAAUACAGCACGCCGUAUUGAAAAAUCCAUAUCACCAUACUGUCGUUUUCUGAUUCCGUAUCAUGCUAGUACGGUGUGUGUGUAGUCAUUGAACUUCUUUCGCGUCGCUAAAACAGCAAUACUGAUACAACUUGUCAACUUUUAGAUACACAACAUAGCCUUAUUUUACUUACGCCACCAAUAGCACGUAAAUAAUCAGGAACAUAGUAUUCAAAGAAAUAUUUGGAUAAGCUCGAAGCAGAAAACACUUCCGAUCUAUCUAGACAACUAGUUGUUUGCCAAUUCGAAGAUCAUUAAUUGUAGCAUUAUCAUAAACAUAAGUAGCUCACCAAUACAAAAAGAAGACGAAUUUGCGUGAUCGAUAGUUAUAGCGAUUGACCCACGAACUUACCUCAAUUCUGCAUAUUAUAAUCAAAAAUUCCUACGAACAUUCACUUUUGUUAAAAAGGCCGCGUUACGUCUUCCGGAAAUGACGAUUUGUUUAUACUCGUAAAAUAAGUACUUUUUGUGCAGUGACAUAUAAUAAUUGUUUUUGUAUUAGCAAUUUUUUGUUCAUUUUGCCGAGAUAUACAACAUUUUCUUCUUAUUUUGCUCAAUAAAGUGAAUUCUGGAAUGUAUGACUUGUUUCGCUGUAGUUGCUUUUCUUAAAUUCAAUACACAAGAGGACGUAACAUAUUCAUACACGCAAGCCAUUCUAUAGUUGACCAUUUGACGGAUAGCGGUAAAAUUAAAUCAAAUUAAAACCGAAAAAUAAAAAAAGGAUUAAAUGGUAAGGUAUAUAAUAAAUUGAAUAUUACGAUAGGACGCUUUUCUGAUGAUCUGUAUCACGUCUCGUUCGAUGUGUAGACACGUAUCCGUCUCGAUCAACGGACACAUGUUAACACACCGAACUCGACGUGAUGCAGGUCACCAGAAAAGCGUCCUA